Messenger RNA from Daphnia pulicaria, 1901 nucleotides. Its product is annotated as tRNA (cytosine(34)-C(5))-methyltransferase-like. Gene Ontology annotation, molecular function: tRNA binding; tRNA (cytidine-N5)-methyltransferase activity. The coding region runs from base 294 to 1733 and encodes 479 amino acids. Gene Ontology annotation, cellular component: nucleus; cytoplasm. Gene Ontology annotation, biological process: tRNA methylation. NCBI's taxonomy places the organism in Eukaryota, Metazoa, Arthropoda, Branchiopoda, Diplostraca, Daphniidae. The transcript has 11 exons. The record is from RefSeq and is a predicted model, not a curated record.
ACAGUACGGGCGGCCCUGACAGUACCAUAUGGCAUCUCCACGUUUACCCCCACCAACACCGUGUAACAAACCAUCUCCCCCAUGUGGGCCAUAUGCCUGCCCCAUUUUUAUUUUGCUCGGCAUUUUAGCUAUCCUAAUUCUCAUCUACAAUUUAUUAACACCCAUUAUUAAUCUACGAAACGCUUCAUUGGAUAAAGAAGAUCUAUAAGUGAAAAGUGAUGUGAGGAACUGGUGGGCAAAGCGGGAACAUUAGUGGAUGUGAAUUUUUGUUGAAUAUUAUUGACUUAAGUAGAAUGGGAUGGAAUAGUAAAUGCGAAAAAAAGGAUGAUGCUGCGUUAUCUUGGGGAACCAAAAAGAAGAAUGAAGGAUUUGAUGUCGUUUUCAAGGAAAAUUCAGCAUUUGAAAUGCAUUAUAAGGCUCAAAAAAUCGUCCCUGAUGAUCAAUGGGAAUCAUUCAUGUAUGACUUAAGGGAACCUUUCCCUGCUUCAUUUAGAAUUUCUGGGUAUCGUAAUCAAGGAAAAGCUAUAUUGAAAACUAUGGAAGGGGAAUAUUUUAAGGCAUUGACUGAAGAACAAGCUAAACCUGAAUGCCUUACUUGGUAUCCUGAAGAUCUGGCAUGGCUACUGAGUCUCACUAGGAAAGAUACCCGUAAAUCUGAAGGUAAUGUGAAACUACACAAUUUCUUAGUGUCAGAAACUGAAGCAGGAAAUAUUAGUAGACAAGAAACUGUGAGUAUGAUCCCACCCCUUGUUCUUGAUGUCCAGCCCCAUCCCAAGGUUUUAGACAUGUGCGCCGCCCCCGGCUCAAAAACUAGCCAAUUAGUGGAAAUGCUACAUUGUGAUGAGGGAAAAGCAACAGGUUUAGUUAUUGCAAACGAUUCGAACAACAAAAGAUGUUAUCUGUUGACUCAUCAGUUGAAGAGACUGCCAUCACCAAAUCUGAUAAUUACAAACCAUGAUGCGUCUCUGAUGCCUAAUUUUCAUAUUCCUACUCCAGGAGGAGGGAAGGAUGUCUUGAAGUUUGACCAAAUUUUGUGUGAUGUGCCCUGUUCUGGAGACGGUGCUCUACGAAAAAACAACUUGGAUGUUUGGAUGAAAUGGAACAGCGCCAAUGGAUCAAGUCUUCACGGUUUGCAAUAUCGAAUUGCGCGACGUGGAGCUGAAAUGCUAUCGGUGGGUGGGAAAAUGGUUUAUUCUACAUGUUCGUUGAAUCCCAUGGGAAACGAGGCAGUCAUUCACCGCUUGCUAGUCGAAGCCAAGGGAUCGCUGGAAUUUAAAAUGAUCGCACGCAGUGAAAACAAGGGCACCGAUUGUGGAUAUCGUAUUGCCCAAGAGGGAGCGCUAGCAAUGAUGGAGUUCAUGAAGAAGAGACGAGUAGUAAUCACAAGAGCUGAUAUGACUAUGCUACUUUUGAACGACGACAUGAACACGCCACCGGAAAUUCAUUCGUUUAGUUCUGGUGCAGCCAAGCAGGUGCACGAAAUCGAUACUGGCAGUACGCUGAUGGAAUGUUAUGAGGAUGGACUUAAUAUAGUCGUAGUUGCUUGGAAGGGGAAAACGUCUGUUAGAGCACAUGUAGCAAAAUGUGAUCGGAUACAUUAUUUGCGCUUGUGUGGAGCUGACCUAUCGAAAUUCGAGGUAAAUAAGUUUGCGGAAAAAGAACGUGCAGCCCAAAAUGACCUAGAAGAAAAAGACGAAAAUCAAGGGCAAGAGGAUGUUAGUAUUGAUGAUUGAAUGUCGUAAGGUUCCUGUCGACAUGGAUAACGUAGAAAAAGAGAAUCCAGUUGAUAUGGACAACGCAGAAAAUCAGCUCCAGUUAACAUGGAUGUCGUCGUGAAAGAAGACGCGGUUGCGGAGUAAGGAGCAAUAAUUCUUUUCAGAAUUUAUUUUUCCAUUAACCUU